AUGACUCCGACGAGUCAGAAGAAGGGGAAGUCGUCAGCCGCGUUCCAUCAGGGGGUACGUCUGCACGGCCACAGGUGGAAUCGUGCGCGUAAUGUAGACGUCUCUCUCCGUCUCUCUCUCUCUCUGCGUGUGUGUGUGUGUGUGUGUCACGUGCAGCCUGCUCAGCCUCCUGCAGCAGCAGCAGCAGCUGCUGCUGCCGCCGCUGGUGGUGGUGGUGAUGAUGGUCGUCGGCCGCUGAGGAGGAGGGCGUCGACCCACGAGGAGGGAGGACACUCACUGCGCAGAAAGCAGGACAAGCAGGACAAGCAGGGCAAGCGAAAAGACGGAGGCAAGUGACGACGAGUGCGGGAUGGUGUGGAUGGGCGGGCGGGGUGCGUGUCGGUCGGUGCACACAUGCUGC
Messenger RNA from Vitrella brassicaformis, 400 nucleotides. NCBI's taxonomy places the organism in Eukaryota, Vitrellaceae. The record is from the annotation of a GenBank genome assembly.